CCUUUCCCUCUUCCCAAAUCCCACACCCAACACAUUCCCAUAUCUUACAGAAAUCUGUACUACACUCUCUCUACCUUAUCCCUCUCUUUCUCUCUCCUCUUCAGACCAACUCACCGGGAAAAAUGGAACAACAAACCCCGCCACCAUCCCAACCACCUCCUCCACCACAACAACCACCUUCAACCACCGGGUACCCACCGCAACCAGGUCCAUAUCACCACCUCCUCCAACAACAACAACAACAGCUGAAUUUGUUCUGGUCCUUCCAACGCCAAGAGAUUGAAACCGCCAACGAUUUCAAGAAUCAUUCACUCCCUUUAGCCCGCAUUAAGAAGAUCAUGAAGGCUGACGAAGACGUGCGCAUGAUCUCCGCCGAAGCGCCCAUCCUCUUCGCUAAAGCCUGCGAGCUUUUCAUCCUUGAGCUCACCAUCCGAUCGUGGCUGCACGCGGAGGAGAACAAGCGGCGUACGUUGCAGAAGAAUGACAUCGCAGCGGCGAUUACGCGCACCGAUAUCUUUGAUUUCCUAGUGGAUAUUGUGCCGAGAGAUGAGAUCAAGGAUGAGGGGUGCGCUGUUGGGUUAGGGGGGAUGGGUGGGAUGGUAGGGCCUACUGGGGUGGUGGGGCCACCGGGUGUAGGAGUGGGACCGACAGCCAGUGGGGUGCCGUAUUAUUAUCCGCCUAUGGGACAGCCGGCGCCGACGGGGGUUAUGAUUGGGAGGCCGGCGAUGGAUGUGGGGAUGUAUGGGGUUGCAGCGCCACAGCCUCCGCCAUCGUCUGCUUGGCAGAGUGUGUGGCAGAGUGGACAUGCGGCUACUGGGGAUGAUGGGUCGUAUGUGAGUGGUACUAGUGCUGGUGGGGGGAAUAGUGGCCAGGGUAAUCUUGAUGGCCAGAGCUAAUCAAUUCAUUCGCCGAUAUGUCUACCAGUGGGGGUUGUAUGUAGGGUGAUGAGGCGUGCUGAUCUCCGUACAGGUUUGGGCAUGCUUAUGAACUCCUAGAGCACAGUUCACCCUGGUAUUAUUAAUUAUUAAUUAAUUUGCAUAUAAUUGCUAAUGUAAUGACUUCAGAACUGCUAGAAACAUUAAAUCUUGUUCAGUGGCAGUCAAAACUCUAAAUGAUUAUUGUAUUUGCAGUGCAUUCUUAGCAUCGCUUA
This is a messenger RNA of Spinacia oleracea (spinach), 1150 nucleotides long. RefSeq names its product nuclear transcription factor Y subunit C-1. Gene Ontology annotation, biological process: regulation of transcription by RNA polymerase II. Gene Ontology annotation, cellular component: nucleus. Lineage: Eukaryota; Viridiplantae; Streptophyta; Magnoliopsida; Caryophyllales; Amaranthaceae. The transcript is spliced from 2 exons. The coding region runs from base 123 to 896 and encodes 257 amino acids. Gene Ontology annotation, molecular function: protein heterodimerization activity; RNA polymerase II cis-regulatory region sequence-specific DNA binding; DNA-binding transcription factor activity, RNA polymerase II-specific. The record is from RefSeq and is a predicted model, not a curated record.